Molecule: messenger RNA, 480 nt
Organism: Chlorella variabilis
Lineage: Eukaryota; Viridiplantae; Chlorophyta; Trebouxiophyceae; Chlorellales; Chlorellaceae
Exons: 7
Coding region: 1-480 (159 amino acids)
Biological process (GO): mRNA splicing, via spliceosome
Cellular component (GO): U2-type prespliceosome; U4 snRNP; U1 snRNP
Molecular function (GO): RNA binding
Source: RefSeq, a predicted model, not a curated record
AUGGCGUCCAAAUCGGGCAAGCUCCUAGCCCUCAUCAAUUAUCGUAUGCGCGUGACCGUCGUGGAUGGACGCCAGAUAGUGGGACGGUUUAUGGCAUUCGAUAGGCACAUGAAUUUGGUGCUAGGAGACGCGGAGGAGUUCAGGAAACUGCCGCCCAAGAAGGGCGUGGCGGAGGAGGACCGUGAGCAGCGCCGAGUGCUGGGCCUCGUCAUCCUGCGCGGCGACGAGGUGGUGGAUCUGACGAUAGAGGGACCGCCGCCGGCGGACGAGAGCCGCCUGGCCAAGGGCGCAGCGGCGCCGGCGGGGCCCGGAAUGGGCCGCGCUGCAGGGCGGGGCAUGCCCGCGCCGCCCAUGAUGCGGCCACCUAUGGGCGGCCCGCCCAUGGGCAUGCCGCCCGGCAUGCCACCGCCCGGCUUCAGGCCAGGAAUGCCGCCGCCAGGGAUGCCGCCGCCGGGCUUCAGGUGCGACCAGGCAGCGUAG